Molecule: messenger RNA, 165 nt
Organism: Bipolaris victoriae FI3
Lineage: Eukaryota; Fungi; Ascomycota; Dothideomycetes; Pleosporales; Pleosporaceae
Exons: 1
Coding region: 1-165 (54 amino acids)
Source: RefSeq, a predicted model, not a curated record
AUGGGCGAGGGCUUUCGUGCUAGAUUCGCUGGCGUCACAUUCAACCCUCGGAACGCGUCCUUCGGUCGCAACUACACACGAGGAUUCGGGUCUGGGGCUGGCAGUGGAGGAUGGGAACAAAUCGAAAUGGAAGACAUGCUGGGAGAUGACAGCGACUCAGAAUGA